Rodentolepis nana is the source of this 339-nucleotide messenger RNA. The record is from the annotation of a GenBank genome assembly. NCBI's taxonomy places the organism in Eukaryota, Metazoa, Platyhelminthes, Cestoda, Cyclophyllidea, Hymenolepididae.
AUGCUAGAUGCUGAAAGCCAAGAAGCUUAUGGUUCAAGAAUUGUCACAACCAGUAGGGGUCCAGUUGGUCCCCUGAAGUUUUCAAUGCUUGAUGUUCCAGUGAGAUUAAGCACUGCAACACUUUCCUUUGACGAUGUUUCUCAAUACAAAUAUAUCGAAGUAACAGAUGGAACCUAUGAGUAUAAUGUGUUCUUCACCGAUCACUGCCAAUUUCCUACUCCAAAACCCGGUGAUGUGGUAAUCCCCCCUCUAAUACCACUUUAUCGGUAUUUGAAGGACGAAAAAUCCGUCGACAUAGAAUUCAAAAUCUACAAUCCACCUAAUUCGAAACCGGUAUAA